AUGGCAACCCAGCCUGGUUACCCACAAGUCGCGUGGUUGUGGGAGAAGCGGUCACGUGCACGUCAGCGGCAGCGGCGCCCCCGCCCCGCCCCGCCCCGCACGGACGAUCCCAGCACGCCCCGGGCCGUUGCUGCGAUACCUCCCCCAGGACACGCGGUGGCGCUGCGGCCCCGCCGAGGCCCGGGCUUUCUCGCGCGUUCCUCAUCGCUCAGGCUGGUGCGGACUCUGAGGGCGGCGGCGACGCGCGGGGCGGCCGCGGCUGUCCCACCUGGCACCCUGGCCCUUCUCUGCUUGGACGGUGUUUUCCUCUCCCCAGCCGAGAAUGACUUUGUCCACACCAUCCAGGAGGAGCUGGACCGCUUCCUGCUGCAGAAGCAGCUGUCAAAGGUCCUUCUCUUUCCCCCACUCUCCAGUCGCCUGCGGUACUUGAUCCAUAGGACAGCAGAGAAUUUUGAUCUCUUGAGCAGCUUCUCCGUUGGGGAGGGCUGCAAGAGGAGGACUGUCAUCUGUCACCAGGACAUCAGGGUACCCAGUUCAGAUGGUCUUUCUGGCCCCUGCCACCCUCCUGCCUCCCACCCCGGCAAGUACCGUGGUCCCCGGCUCACCUCCAACCAGGGAGCGACUGCUGAUCCCCAAGGCACGCGGGGCAUCCGGUGGCAUCGUGGACGCAAGCCAGACCAGCCUUUGUACGUGCCCCGGGUGCUGCGCAAGCAAGAAGAGUGGGCACCGACCUCUACCCCGGGGCUCAAGGGACUCACCUCCAACCAGGGAGCGACUGCUGAUCCCCGAGGCACGCGGGGCAUCCGGUGGCAUCGUGGACGCAAGCCAGACCAGCCUUUGUAUGUGCCCCGGGUGCUGCGCAAGCAAGAAGAGGAGUUCCUGUGUUGA
Galeopterus variegatus (Sunda flying lemur) is the source of this 888-nucleotide messenger RNA. Its product is annotated as R3H and coiled-coil domain-containing protein 1-like. Bases 1 to 888 code for a protein of 295 amino acids. The record is from RefSeq and is a predicted model, not a curated record. The transcript is spliced from 6 exons. Lineage: Eukaryota; Metazoa; Chordata; Mammalia; Dermoptera; Cynocephalidae. Gene Ontology annotation, molecular function: nucleic acid binding.